AUGGUAAUUAGUUGUAUGCUUGGACUGGUAGCAGCUGUGCAGACAUGUCUUAAGGACAGUGAUUGCCUAGCCAAAUCAAGGCCAGAUGUCCACUCAAUGUUUUGUGUCAAUAAUGUGUGUCAAAGAAUCCUAUCACCAGGAAAGCAUUGCACCAGGCCUACUGAAUGCUCUUCAUAUUCCUUCUUUGGGCCAUUGGCUUGUACUGGAAAGUGUAAAAUCGAGAGUGAGUGCGAAUAUGGUAGGGAUGACAAUCUAGAUUCUAUGUAUUGCUGCAGAGGUAUUCCUGAGGGAAAAGAAUGCAAUCCAAACAGGCCUGGCUCUCUUAGCGGAUGUGACAUGACCCAGUCGUGCCUUAUGGGGAAAAAGGGGUUUUAUGAGUGCGUUCCUGAUAAAUCAAGAUCCUGGAUAUUCGGGGUGUUCCUAUCGAUAAGUGGAAACAUUGGGAUAAAUGUUGGUAUAAAUCUUCAGAAGAAGUCAUACAAGCAAUCCCAUAUAAGGUUAUUUAACAUGAAUCUACAGACAUUUUAUGCUGGAUGCUUUAUAUAUGGACUAGGGAAAAUUUUUGGAUACUGCUCAUAUAUUUUUGGAAAUCAAUCGCUGAUGGCAGUGCUGAGUGCAACCGGACUUGUUUCGAAUAGUAUAUUUGCUCCGAUGAUAAACGAAGAGAUCUUUACCUGGAAGGACUUUUGUGCAAUAUUCUUUGUAUUUGCUGGAACAACGCUUAUAGUUAUGAAUACAACAACCAGUCACAAAGUAUACACCUUGUGUGAGCUUAUGAAGAUGUAUAGACGUGUGGAAACAUUAUUAUGGUUUGGGUUUAUUAUUCUCAUAAUCGUGGUUCUUUUUGUUUUUAUCAAGUACAUAGAAAUUAACAGCAACUGGGAGCUUCCAGAUGAAAACAUGACAUUUCUAAGAAGAGAAGACGUCUGGUUUGAUGAAGAGGGAGUGAUUAUGAAAUACACAAUGGUUUUAGCUUAUGUGUGCUUGUCCUCGUUCAUAGCAUCCUUUACAACCUUGUCUGUUAAAAGUUUGGGAGAAAUGAUCGACAAAACCAUUGCAGGAGACAAUCAAUUUAUAUUUCUCACAACAUAUUUCUUUAUCAUAGUUCUUGUGAUCUGUACAUUCUUCCAGAUAUAUUGGCUCAAUAGGGCCCUGAGGCAUUACGACGCUUUGCUUGUGAUCCCGAUGUUCCAUGUAACCUGGACCCUCUUAAGUAUACUUACUGCAGGAAUUUACUUCAGAGAGUUUGAGCAGUAUACUAGCUAUCAGUUGGGUGUAUUUGUCGGCGGAAUAGGGCUGAUCUUUAUCGGAUCCAUCUUUCUAGGAAGUAGGAUAACAAACAAAGCUUGUAUCAAAACCAAAAACAUUAGGACAGUUCCAAAAAAGAUACUCAAGAACCAAUAA
Messenger RNA from Encephalitozoon romaleae SJ-2008, 1404 nucleotides. RefSeq lists its product as hypothetical. Gene Ontology annotation, molecular function: magnesium ion transmembrane transporter activity. Gene Ontology annotation, biological process: magnesium ion transport. The record is from RefSeq and is a predicted model, not a curated record. The coding region runs from base 1 to 1404 and encodes 467 amino acids. The transcript has a single exon. Gene Ontology annotation, cellular component: membrane. NCBI's taxonomy places the organism in Eukaryota, Fungi, Microsporidia, Unikaryonidae.